Messenger RNA from Trichomonas vaginalis G3, 1092 nucleotides. Its product is annotated as phosphoprotein phosphatase protein. The transcript has a single exon. Gene Ontology annotation, molecular function: protein serine/threonine phosphatase activity. Lineage: Eukaryota; Parabasalia; Trichomonadida; Trichomonadidae. The record is from RefSeq and is a predicted model, not a curated record. The coding region runs from base 1 to 1092 and encodes 363 amino acids. Gene Ontology annotation, cellular component: cytoplasm; nucleus.
AUGACACUCUCCGAAUACGUUCUUAAGAAUUACGAAAAUGUUUUUUCAAUGCAACCAGAAGAUAUACCAGAUCUUGGUAGCUCUGUGUUGAUUCCGCGUUUUCCAAAGGAAGUAAUCGGAAAGAUUUGUACAGAUGCUAUAACAGUUCUUCAAAACAGCAGUGCUCUCCGUAACAUAAAUACAAAUGUCAUAGUCGUUGGGGAUUUACAUGGCAAUUUGCACGAUUUAGUCAGAAUUUUAAUUAAAAAUGGUUUACCUCCGAAGAAAAAUUACCUCUUUUUAGGAGACCUUGUUGAUCGUGGAAGCUACUCUAUAGAGGUUGUCACUCUAUUAUUAUCCCUUUUAAAUGUAUAUCCAGAUAAUAUCACAAUUUUACGCGGAAAUCAUGAAUACGCAGACAUCAACGAAAAAUUCGGAUUUAAAGAAAGCGUUAAAACCCAAUUUAACGAUGAAGUUUUAUGGGAAACAAUCAAUGAAGUUUUUUCUUAUUUACCAAUCGCUGCUAUCAUUAAAGGUCAUAUUUUCUGCGUUCAUGGUGGAGUCUCACCGGAAUUAAAUUCUCUUAAGGAUAUCGAAAGCUUAACAUUUCCUAUCUUAGAAUGCCCUGCUUUAGUUGCCAGUUUACUCUGGUCUGAUCCGGUAGAUUCCAUAACAGAAUACAGCCCAAGCUCUAGAGGCCUUGGAUAUGACUAUGGGCCAGCAGCAACAGAACAGUUUCUUAAAAAGGUCAAUUGCGAUACUAUUAUCAGAGGUCAUCAAAGUGUUGCCUCUGGAAUUAAAAAGGACCACAACGGAAAGGUUAUUACAGUCUUUUCAACCAGUAAUUAUGGAGAUUUAGAUAAUGUUGCGGCAUUUAUUAAAAUUGAUCAGGACAUAAAAGAAGUAAUUAUGGAGCCUAUUACAAUACCUACGAAUCUUACGAUGUUUGCCAAAAUUCCAAAUCCGACUACAAAUCAGUUUUCUGCUUCAUGUAAGAAGAUGCAGACAGCACCAAUGUUCUCAAACAAAAUCAUGGUUGCAGCUAGACGCGCUCCUCUUAUGAAAUCUGCUAAAGUUCCCGCAAAUAGAAAAUCAGUCGGAUUAUUUUCGUAA